AUGCUAUCCUGCCCUUUGAAGCAGACAAACGAGAUUGAUUGGGUCCAGCCCCUCAAGGAUUACAUUCGGCAGACGUAUGGCGAGGACCCAGAGCGCUACAAUACAGAAUGCGCGACGCUGAACCGGCUGAGGCAGGAUAUGAGAGGCGCUGGCAAAGAUAGUGCUACGGGGCGCGAUUUGCUCUAUCGAUACUAUGGUCAGCUGGAAUUGUUGGAUCUGCGCUUUCCCGUGGACGAGAAUCAUAUCAAGAUCUCUUUUACCUGGUACGAUGCAUUCACUCACAAGCCCACUUCUCAGUACUCCUUAGCCUACGAGAAAGCGUCCAUCAUUUUCAACAUCUCCGCUGUUUUGUCCUGCCAUGCCGCGAACCAGAACCGCGCAGAAGACCUGGGCGUUAAGACAGCCUACCAUUCCUUCCAAGCUUCUGCCGGGAUGUUCACCUACAUCAAUGAGAAUUUUCUGCAUGCACCCUCGACCGACUUGAACCGCGACACAGUCAAAACGUUGAUCCACGUCACGCUCGCUCAAGCGCAGGAGGUGUUCCUGGAGAAACAGGUCCAAGACAAGAAGAAGUCAGGGUUUCUCGCCAAGCUGGCCAGCCAGUCUGCCUACCUCUACUCACAAGCGGUUGAGACCAUGCAGGAAGUCGUGGCGAAGAGCAUCUUUGACAAAGUAUGGUCGGUAAUGGUGCAGACCAAGGCGGCGCAUUUGAGCUCAAUCGCUUCGUUUUUCCAAGCCAUCGCCGACAGUGAAGGAGACUCUCACGGCGUAGCCAUUGCCCGAUUGCAGAUGGCUGAAAAACAGGCCACAACGGCACUUACCUGGGCCAAGUCCUUCCCAACCUCGGCCUCUACCACGUCCAAUUUGCCGGCAGAAGCAGGAAGUAAUCUUGUGGAACUUACCAAGCACCAGCUUGCAAACGUACAAUCUUUGCUAGCUUCAAUGAUCAAGGACAAUGAUUUCAUCUAUCAUCAACCUGUUCCGAAUGAGGCUGGCCUCACCGCAGUCCCUAAGCUGGCAGCGGCGAAAGCCAUCCCGGUCAGCGAGCUGUAUCAGGGUCAGGAUAUUCAGCGCAUCAUCGGACCUGACAUCUUCCAGAAACUUGUGCCUAUUUCGGUUACUGAAACAGCGAGCCUCUACGACGAAGAGAAAGCCAAGCUGAUUCGCGCUGAGACCGAGAAGGUAGACACUGCGGACGGCGAGAUGGCCGCCAGUCUGGAUUAUCUGAAACUUCCUGGGAGCUUGAACAUCCUGAAAGGAGGGAUGGACCAGGAGAUGACGGUUGACGAAGAGUUCCGUCGAUGGUGCUCCGAGUUGGCUGGGCACCGGCCUUUUCAACGUGCGCUGGAAGAGCUACAGGAGCGGAAGAAUGAGGUGCAGGCCCAGCUUGAUCAUUGCUCGAAACAGCUAGACUUGGAGGAGAGUGUCUGCGAGAAAAUGCGCUCCAAACAUGGCGCUGACUGGAGCCAACAGCCCAGCAGCCGCCUGAACACAACUCUGCGUGGCGACGUUCGUACAUAUCGAGAUACCAUCACCGAGGCCAGCGCCAGCGAUACGCAGCUUUUUGCGACCCUACGACAAUAUGAAGCAGACUUUGAUCAAAUGCGAUCGGCGGGGGAAACCGACGAGGCCGACAUUUUGUAUCAAAAGGCGUUAAUUAAGGUGGGAUCUAAGCAUAACAAGGGCAAGAAUGGUGCGGCCAGUCCAGCAGAAGGCAGUCUUUUAGAUGAUGUGUACGAUGAGGGUAGUGCAUCUGUCGCCGAGCAGAUCGCGAAGGUGGAAGCAAUCCUGAACAAGUUGAAUCUUGUCAAGCAAGAUCGAGCGACAACCUUGAAAGAUCUGAAGGAAAAGGUCCGCAACGACGACAUCUCAAACGUGCUCAUUCUGAAUAAAAAGACUAUUGCCGGCCAGGAGAACCAGUUGUUUGAGACCGAGCUUGAGAAAUUCCGGCCUCAUCAAACCCGGCUUCUGCAGGCGAAUCACAGACAAUCAUCGUUAAUGAAGGAGCUAACCAAGGUCUACGCUGCUUUACUGCAAGACAAACGGGUUCAGGCGGAACAGUCGAAGUAUGAGUCGAUUUCGAAACAACGGAGCUCCGUCAUGACUCGUUACAAGAAGGUGUAUGAAGCAUUCAAUAGCCUUUCUUCCGGUAUCUCUCAGGCCAAGACUUUCUACAAAGACAUGGCGGAAAAUGUGGAAAGUCUGCAAAAGAAUGUCGAAUCGUUCAUUAGCAAUCGACGAUCAGAAGGUGCACAACUUUUGAGCCAGAUUGAACGCGAUAAAGCAAGCGGGGCAGGCGAGCAAGAGGAUCGGGAGCGAGAGAAGCUUCGCCUACUGAUGGAGCGGCUAUCGACAGAUCCCAAAGGACAAGCAACAUCUCCAUCCGCCGGGUCUGCCAUGGCUCCUCCAGCCAAGGUGAAAAGCCCUCCACCACCGGUACAGACGCCGUCAUACUCAAUGACGGGGCCUUCACCUCAAAUGUCACCACGUUAUCCCCCAAACAUGCCGGGCGCGCCACAGCACGGAGCGCCUCAUUCACAGUCUCCAGCGGUCUACGGGCAAUAUGGGACCGGAGCUUCAGGGUAUGGCUCUUCUCAGCAUUUCCAACAAGGUGCCGCGGCUCCUCUUUCCGAUGGAUACAAUCCCAUGGCAUACCCGUAUCAGACUCCUGUGUCUCCGCCUCCGAACCAGCAAUACUUCUCUCACACGCCGGCCCCAUACAGUGGCUACCCAAGCACAAGUCCUGCCCCUUCAGCUGCUGCUGUGACCCCAAACUACAUGACUCCGCAAGGAUAUGUUCCGCCUCCCCCUCCUCCUCGGCCACAACAGACCAGCUACCCACCUUCAUCUGGCGGCGCAUACCCAUCUGGUCCUGGAGGAUAUGCGCAGGCCAGAGCAUACCCGCACCACAAGACGCCGUCUCAAUCGCAGCCGCCACCACCACCUCAAAACCCUGGCGACCCGUGGGCUGGCCUCAAUGCAUGGAAAUGA
Messenger RNA from Penicillium diatomitis, 2991 nucleotides. RefSeq names its product putative signal transduction protein BroA (gene bro1). Gene Ontology annotation, biological process: protein transport to vacuole involved in ubiquitin-dependent protein catabolic process via the multivesicular body sorting pathway. The transcript has 3 exons. The record is from RefSeq and is a predicted model, not a curated record. Lineage: Eukaryota; Fungi; Ascomycota; Eurotiomycetes; Eurotiales; Aspergillaceae. Gene Ontology annotation, cellular component: endosome. Gene Ontology annotation, molecular function: protein binding. Bases 1 to 2991 code for a protein of 996 amino acids.